Mustela erminea (ermine) is the source of this 4307-nucleotide messenger RNA. It is a transcript of the gene EYA1, whose product is annotated as EYA transcriptional coactivator and phosphatase 1. Lineage: Eukaryota; Metazoa; Chordata; Mammalia; Carnivora; Mustelidae. Gene Ontology annotation, molecular function: protein tyrosine phosphatase activity. The coding region runs from base 525 to 2402 and encodes 625 amino acids. Gene Ontology annotation, cellular component: nucleus. Gene Ontology annotation, biological process: negative regulation of extrinsic apoptotic signaling pathway in absence of ligand; multicellular organism development; cell differentiation. The transcript has 19 exons. The record is from RefSeq and is a predicted model, not a curated record.
CAUUAUAUGUUCAAAAAAAAAAAUGAGUAGCAAGUAUCUACUGAGCAAACAAGAUGCCAGCUAUGAGCGAGAAGUGGAGGAAUAAUGUAGAAGCAGGAUGUCCAAGUAGAACAAGAAAGGCAUUCUUCCAUCCUGUGCAGAGACCCCCAGUGUCCUGUGUCUCAAGCUCUGAACUGUUCAUUCAGCCGUUGCAGGGAAAGGGGCCCUGUACCAAGCAUCUUGUUACAUGGAUAAAAAUGGUUUCUGCCCUGAAGCAGCAGCAUGGUGGACAAUUGUGACCUAAUGUGACUAGUACUCUGCUGGGGGAAAUCAUAGGUGUACCAGGCUUCCUGGAGGAAAGGACUAGAUGAGCCCUGAAAGCUAUGUAGGAGACUGGGUGAAAGGUACAUCCUUCAGGCAGAGGUCUGUUGCCAUCAGAAGCAUCUAAAAGUAGCCAGGAGCAGCUGCAGGUGCAGGGGUGUUGGAGCCCUUUGAAGAAGUGUGUAGCUAAUAGCCCAUAUAUAAUUCAGAAGAAAAAGUCUUCAAUGGAAGACCCCCGGGGGAUAAAUGGACAGUCUGUGCAAACAUCUCAAACCAGUUCAGAUGUUGCUGUUUCCUCAAGUUGCAGGUCUAUGGAAAUGCAGGAUCUAACCAGCCCGCAUAGCCGUCUGAGUGGUAGUAGUGAACCCCCCAGUGGUCCCAAACUCGAUAACUCUCAUAGAAAUAGUAAUUCCAUGACUCCCAAUGGCACCGAAGUUAAAACAGAGCCAAUGAGCAGCAGUGAAAUAGUUUCAACAACAGCAGACGGGUCUUUAGACAAUUUCUCAGGUUCAGCAAUUGGGAGCAGUAGCUUCAGCCCAAGACCAACUCACCAGUUCUCCCCACCACAGAUUUAUCCUUCCAACAGACCAUACCCACAUAUUCUCCCUACCCCUUCCUCACAAACUAUGGCUGCAUAUGGGCAAACACAGUUUACCACAGGAAUGCAACAAGCGACAGCGUAUGCCACCUACCCACAGCCGGGACAGCCAUAUGGAAUUUCCUCAUACGGUGCAUUGUGGGCAGGCAUCAAGACUGAAGGUGGAUUGUCACAGUCUCAGUCGCCCGGACAGACAGGAUUUCUCAGCUACGGCACAAGCUUCGGUACCCCUCAACCUGGACAGGCACCCUACAGCUACCAGAUGCAAGGUAGCAGUUUUACAACAUCAUCAGGAUUAUAUACAGGAAAUAAUUCACUCACAAAUUCCUCUGGAUUUAACAGCUCACAGCAGGACUACCCAUCUUAUCCGAGCUUCGGCCAGGGUCAGUACGCACAGUAUUAUAAUAGCUCCCCGUAUCCAGCCCAUUAUAUGACGAGCAGCAACACCAGCCCGACCACACCGUCCACAAAUGCCACUUACCAGCUUCAGGAGCCACCAUCUGGCAUCACCAGCCAAGCGGUUACAGAUCCUGCAGCAGAGUACAGUACAAUCCACAGCCCAUCAACACCCAUUAAAGACUCAGAUUCUGAUCGAUUGCGCCGAAGUUCAGAUGGGAAGUCCCGCGGACGGGGCCGAAGAAACAAUAAUCCUUCACCUCCCCCGGAUUCUGACCUCGAGAGGGUGUUCAUCUGGGACUUGGACGAGACAAUCAUCGUUUUCCAUUCCUUGCUCACAGGGUCCUAUGCCAACAGAUAUGGGAGGGAUCCACCUACAUCAGUUUCCCUUGGACUGCGAAUGGAAGAAAUGAUUUUCAACUUGGCAGACACACAUCUGUUUUUCAAUGACUUAGAAGAAUGUGACCAAGUUCAUAUAGAUGAUGUGUCUUCAGAUGAUAAUGGGCAAGACCUAAGCACAUAUAACUUUGGAACAGAUGGCUUUCCUGCUGCAGCCACCAGUGCUAAUUUAUGCUUGGCAACCGGUGUGCGAGGUGGUGUAGACUGGAUGAGAAAAUUGGCUUUCCGCUACAGACGGGUAAAAGAGAUCUACAAUACCUACAAAAAUAACGUUGGAGGCCUGCUUGGUCCAGCCAAGAGGGAAGCCUGGCUACAGCUGAGGGCCGAGAUUGAAGCCCUGACGGACUCCUGGUUGACACUGGCCCUGAAAGCACUCACGCUCAUUCACUCCCGGACGAAUUGUGUGAAUAUUUUAGUCACAACUACCCAACUUAUCCCAGCGUUGGCAAAAGUUCUGUUAUAUGGAUUAGGGAUUGUAUUUCCAAUAGAAAAUAUUUACAGUGCAACAAAAAUAGGAAAGGAAAGCUGUUUUGAGAGGAUAAUUCAAAGGUUUGGAAGAAAAGUGGUGUACGUCGUUAUAGGAGAUGGUGUGGAAGAGGAACAAGGAGCAAAAAAAGCACGCCAUGCCCUUCUGGAGGAUCUCCAGUCACUCGGACCUCAUGGCCCUCCAUCAUGCCUUGGAACUGGAGUACCUGUAACAGCCACCUAGCACUUUGGAACCGCACAACUGCCUGUGACCAGGAACAAAUCCAGCAGGCCUGAGGCCUGUGUCCGCGCUGGAGUACCCAAUGUCGCGAUUUCACCAUGUGGACGCACAGCUGCCGGCGGUCUUCACCUCUGCCCUGGUGGUAAAUGAAGGACCACAUCGAUCUCUUCAGACCAGCUGUUGACUCUAGUACUGUGAAUCCCAUGAGAAGAAGCCAUGAGAAUGUUCUAGUAUGGUGUGAUGUGUCUUUGCCACAGUAACUACAUGGUUCAAACCUGUGAAGAAAGGACCUGCAGACGCUUCCAUUGUUCACAUCUUCAAUGUGACAGAAACAUUAGCUUUUCCAAUACAGCAAACUUGAUUGCACAACAAAGACUGAAAUGUGUUUCCCGAAGACCAGGGAGGGGAUCUUCUUGGAAAGAAAGUUUACUUUUUUGGUGUCUCAUACCCAGGGUAAUCUGUACAUCUCUACUUAUUUAUGAACAGACUUUUUAAAAACAGCUUUAAUUGAGGUAUGAUUCCAGCACCAUACAAUUCACUCAACCAGACUUUUUUGACAUCUAGUAACUGAAGAGACAGUAGCAUCAUAAUAAGCGAUUAAAGGCCUUUGCCUCACGACACAGCAAGUACUUUGAAUCUUAGCACAUUGCAAAGUAGUUUAAAGUAUGUCUAAUUUAAACGUAUAAUAUGUACAUCACUGAGACAAUCAUGUACAGAGAAUUUGGGGUGUAAAUUUGUAAUAAUGGAUGAUUCUUUUACAUAUUGUUUAGAAAAUGAUAUUGAAAGGUAGCGAUGCCUUGAUAGUGAAGUAUGAGGCCAUGUGUGCAGAAAGUCCUGUGCAGUGCCUUAUCGAAGUACUGGGUAUAAAUAUGUAGAUAAUGGAGUUUGUUUUUUGUUUUUUGUUUUUAGAUAAUGUUGUCAAGACCAAAAGCAUGGAUGUUAAUAGGAAUUUGUUUUCCAAAUUAUUUUUCCCAUCAGUUUUUUCUUCUUUUUUUAAUGCUGUUAGGAGGACCUUGGUAAAAUACAGCAGUAUCUUAAAUAAUCUGAAAAAAAAAAAACAAAAAACAGUCCUCUUACAACCUCACUUUUUCAGUUUCAACACUCAUGUAUUAUAUGUAACUACUUGAAAAAAAUGAUUAUGCAAAUGCUUCUUCCCACAGAAAGAAUGUAGAUGAUUAUUAGAUAUAUUUUAUUAAUAAAAUGAUUCAUGAAUUGGAGACUAGCCAAGUUUUGUGUGCUCAGAUUAUAGGGUCUGUAUUUUCUUGCUUAGAUAAAGGAAGGCAUUAUCACCUAUCUGGAAAUGAGCAAAACUUUUUGAUCGUUCCCUCUGUUUUCCUCCACACCUUUCCCUCAAUCCCACCCUCCCUGGAAAGUUCAUUGCAGGCAGUGGACAUGGCCCAAUAAUCAUCAGCAAGGUUAUUUCUCACCUGCAUUAUCUAUAAGGCAUAAAUCUGGGAAAUAAAAAUUGUCACCUUUGUUAUGCCAUAAGACAGUCUCUCUAAAAGUGAGGCAGUUGGGCACUAGUUUUCAUCUAAAACCUUCCAUUGUUAUGAAAUUACUUUUUGGAUGAAUUUUAAAAUUACAUUGAGGGAAAAAAAAAAAAAAAAAAAAAAACACCAGCUUUAACCCAAAGUAGCUAAAGAGCUGCUCUUAACUAUUCCUGAAGUUUCAUGUUGCUGCUAAAAUUAGUUGUGAGUUUUCCAAAUUGCUUAAAAAUCAAAUUUGGGUAGUUUUUUUCUUUUUUUGCUUGAAGCAAACAGAAGAUAAUUUUUUUAGCCUUUUCAUUUUAUGUUUUUGUACUCUGCAGAUUGGAAAGCAAAGUUUAUCCUGGCUUUACUGUAUAAAGGUGUGUUGUGUCCACAAUUGUGUACAGAAUUUUUCUUCAUUAAUUUUGUGUUUAAAUUAAUA